AUGAGCGGAUCUGCUGAGAAAACGGAAAGGGGAUUGCGCAAGAAGCAUCAUGACAGCAAGUGCAUCUAUGACAGGAAGGCCGACGCUGUGUUUGGCCUUAAAGACAAGCCCGGCGGUGAUACGCCCAGCAGCUCGAAGGAAGUGCUCGUGAACAGAGUUUUGUGCUUUGUAUUGCAAGGCCUGUCAAGCAAGUACAAAAUUCCCUGUUCGUAUUACUUCACAAAACAGCUGAGCGACAGGGACCUGUUCACGUGGACAAAAGAGGUGAUCGCUGCGGUGAAAUUGUGUGGCUUCGUUGUGACCCGCAUUGUGACUGACAAUUACUCAGCCAACGUCACCUUGUUUAAACACUUGGGGAGUGGCUCUCUGCAAACAGUCGUGAGGCACCCACACGAGGACAGCCGCAUCAUUCUGCUCAGCUUCGAUCCUUGCCACGUCCUGAAGAAUGUGCGCAACCAGUUCCUGGAGCGACAGCUUACGGAUGGCUCAGGUGUGAUUAGUGGCACCUUCGUACAAGAGCUGUACGAGCACCAGAAGAAUAUGACAAUCAAGCUUGCCAGGAAUUUGACGAGGAAGCACGUCUACCCUACAAACCUGGAGAAGAUGAAUGCACUUCGUGCGGUUCAGAUCUUCUCCCCACAGGUUUGUGCAGCACUGGAACACCUCGAAGAAAACUCCCGCAAUGACCCUGCACUCUCCGCAUUUAGGCGAGCAAGUUCCACCGUGCACUUCAUGAGGACAAUGAAAGAUUGGUUUGAUAUGCACGACACCUCUUUCGGGGGAACGGGGCAGAAGGCCCCCAUUGCAGACGUGGACGAUGGCCGGCUAUUGUGGCUAGAAAAUGACUUCACGUGCUAUGUAAAGAAAGUACAAGCAAGCUCAGUCGCCUCUGGGAAGGGCGCUUUCACCGACGAAACGUUUGAGACCCUGCUUUUCACUACAAAGUCAACAGUGGAAACAACUCGAUACCUCCUAACCAAAGGCAUCAACUACGUGCUAACAAGGAAGCUUAACAGCGACCCCAUAGAAGCAGUAUUCGGCAGAGUCAGGUGCGGUGGAAAUGACAUGCUCGACGCCCGGGCUGUGACGGCUGCUUAG
Molecule: messenger RNA, 1098 nt
Organism: Rhipicephalus microplus (southern cattle tick)
Lineage: Eukaryota; Metazoa; Arthropoda; Arachnida; Ixodida; Ixodidae
Source: RefSeq, a predicted model, not a curated record